This is a messenger RNA of Engraulis encrasicolus (European anchovy), 1888 nucleotides long. RefSeq names its product retinol dehydrogenase 12-like. The record is from RefSeq and is a predicted model, not a curated record. The transcript has 7 exons. Bases 173 to 1174 code for a protein of 333 amino acids. Lineage: Eukaryota; Metazoa; Chordata; Actinopteri; Clupeiformes; Engraulidae.
CCUGCCUGCCACUGGCACUGGAAGACAGUUCAGAAACACGACAACACAGCAGCAGUCUAGUGGGAAGAGGCUAAGAAGAGAGGAGAGGAGAGAUCAGAGAGAGGAGAGAUCAGAGAGAGGAGAGGAGAGAGAUUAUCAUUUGUUUACAUUAAUCUGUCUGUUGGGAGUCAGGAUGGCAGACUUGAUUGCCCAGCUGAAGCAGACUGCGGAGGAGCAUGUGAUGGGAUUGACGGCGCUCGCAAUAGUUGGUGUGGGCUUCAUAGCUCUGCGUAGGUGGAUGGCGGGGGGUGUGUGUCGCAGCAAAGCUCGUCUGGACGGGAAGACAGUUCUCAUCACAGGAGCAAACACAGGCCUCGGCAAGGAGACCGCAGUGGACCUCGCCAGCAGAGGUGCGCGUGUGAUCCUGGCGUGUCGUGACAUGGGCCGUGGGGGUCGGGCAGCAGAGGAGAUCCGGAAGCGGAGCGGCAACGGGAACGUGCUGCUCAAACAGUUGGACCUGGCAUCCCUGGAGUCCGUCAGGCGCCUGGCAACCGACGUCCUGGCAACAGAGGAGCGCCUCGACAUCCUCAUCAACAACGCAGGUAUCAUGAUGUGUCCUAAAUGGCAGACGGAGGAUGGCUUUGAGAUGCAGUUUGGUGUGAACCAUCUGGGGCAUUUCCUGUUGACCAACAGACUGCUCCCCAUACUCAAGAAGUCCACACCCAGCAGAGUGGUCAACGUCUCCAGCCUCGCACACGAGAAAGGUAAGAUCCACUUUGACGACAUCAAUUUGGACAAAGACUACGAGCCAAUGAGGAGCUACCAGCAGAGCAAACUGGCUAACGUGCUGUUUAGCCGCGAGCUAGCCAAGAGACUGGAGGGCUCUGGUGUGACGGUGUACAGUCUGCAUCCCGGUGUGAUCCGUACGGAGCUGGGGCGGUACCUGUCUGAGUCCCUGGGUCUGGUCCAGAGGCUUCUCUUCAGCGUUGUGUUCAGGCUGCUCAGUCCCAUUCUCAAGAACACCAAACAGGGGGCCCAGACCACCAUCCACUGUGCUGUGGAGGAGAGCAUAGCCAACACUAGUGGACUGUACUACAGUGACUGUGCCCCUAAGCAGCCGGCUCCGCAGGCGUGUGACGACGAAGCAGCAAAGAGACUCUGGGACCUCAGCAGCUCCAUGGUGGGACUGGCCUAGGACACACACACACACACACACACACACACACACACACACACACACACACACACACACACACACACACACACACACACACACACACACACUUUUAUUCCUAUCCUUGUGCGGCCCUCCCACUGACAUAUAACACAACUACAGAGCUAAACUACUGCUGAAACUACAAACUACUGCUGAAACUACAAACUACUGCUGAACCAUGCCCAGACCAUAUCCAUCCAUAAGAAGCCUUAACCUGUCAGGGAGGAAAUUAUUUUGCACUUUUUCUUUUUUCUUUCAAAUUAACCAAGAAAGUGCUAUAUUUGUCUAGGCCUCACUGUUCCCCACAAAUCACUUCAGUCGGGAAGACUCUAGUCUAGUGGGAUUAUAGGAAGAUUCUUGUCAUUUUAAGGGAGGACAUUCUUGCCCCAUAUGUGCCCAAAUCACACACACACACACACACACACACACACACACACACACACACACACACACACACACACACACACACACACACACACACACACUUUGCGUGAUCUGUGUCUUGUCAUAUGUGCCCAAAUCACACACACACACACACACACACACACAAUGCCUCCAUGCUGAGGAAGGCAUAGGUCAUGGCUUUAUUCAGUUAAUUAUUGUCACAUCCAAUUAGUCUUUAGGCUUUGAGGAUGGUAAUGUUUUUAUGCUUUUAUAACCACUGGAAUAUUAAAAAUAAAUUAAUGAAGACUA